AUGGAUCCCCUCGCAUACCUGGUAACAGGCCAGAUCCUGCGGAUCGCAUGCUACGCCGCCGCCCUCGUGUGUAUCUCAGUCUUCCUCAACGUUCUGAAUCAACUCUUCUUCCACCGUGCGAAUGAACCCCCCGUUGUGUGGCACUGGAUUCCUUUUCUUGGGAGUACCGUUAGCUACGGCAUGGAUCCGUAUCGGUUUUUCUUUGCUUGUCGGGAGAAGUAUGGCGAUAUCUUCACUUUCAUCCUGCUGGGUAGGAAGGUCACUGUAUACCUUGGUAUUGAAGGAAAUGAGUUUAUUCUCAAUGGGAAACUGAAAGAUGUCAAUGCCGAGGAAGUCUAUGGCAAGUUGACCACCCCCGUGUUUGGGUCGGAUGUGGUAUAUGAUUGUCCGAAUUCGAAGCUGAUGGAGCAAAAAAAGUUCGUCAAAUUCGGCCUCGGCCAAACAGCCCUAGAAUCCUACGUCCCCCUAAUCGAAGAAGAGGUGGAACAAUACAUCAAGACAUCCGGCCGGUUCAAAGGGUCCAGCGGAACCAUCGACCUAAGCACAGCCAUGGCCGAGCUCACAAUCUUCACAGCCGGCCGCACCCUGCAAGGCGACGAGGUGCGCGCAAAGCUCACCUCAUCCUUCGCAGACCUGUACCACGACCUCGACUUGGGCUUCUCGCCCAUUAAUUUCAUGCUGCCCUGGGCGCCGCUGCCUCAUAACCGCAAGCGGGAUGCUGCGCAUGCGAAGAUGAGGGCUAUCUACCUGGAUAUUAUCCAGUCUCGACGCAGGAACCACCAACAGUCUCAGUCUCCCACUCAAUCCAACGACAUGAUCUCCAACCUCAUGAACUGUGUAUACCGCUCUGGCACACCGAUCCCGGACAAAGAAAUCGCGCACAUGAUGAUCACGCUGUUAAUGGCAGGCCAGCACUCCUCGUCCGCAAUCAGCUGCUGGAUCAUGCUCCGACUGGCCUCGCAGCCCGCCGUGGCCGAAGAGCUAUAUCUAGAACAGAAACAGCAGCUCGGUGCUACCUUGCCGCCACUGGAAUACAAGGAUCUCGACAAGCUGCCCAGGCACAAAAACGUGAUCAAAGAGACGCUACGCAUCCACUCGUCAAUCCACACGCUCAUGCGCAAAGUCAAGAACCCGCUUCCCGUGCCGGGGACAGAGCUUGUUGUCCCAGUGACGCAUACCCUUCUCUCGUCGCCGGGGUUCACAGCGCGUGAUGAGCAGUAUUUUCCCAGUCCGAUGAAGUGGGAUCCGCGUAGGUGGGAAAAGGAGGAGGGGGAGCAGAAUGAGGGAGACAAUGUUGACAACGAGGAUACGGUCGACUAUGGCUACGGCGCCGUGUCGAAAGGGACUCGCAGUCCGUACCUCCCGUUCGGGGCGGGCCGACACCGCUGCAUUGGAGAGAAGUUUGCGUACUUGAAUCUGGAGGUUAUCGUGGCGACGCUGGUGCGACAUUUCCGAUUUUAUAAUGUGGACGGGAGAGUUGGGGUGCCGGAGACGGAUUACUCGUCUCUCUUUUCUCGGCCUAUGCAGCCUGCUACGGUGCGCUGGGAGCGUCGUGCUUAA
Messenger RNA from Penicillium riverlandense, 1560 nucleotides. Its product is annotated as cytochrome P450. The record is from RefSeq and is a predicted model, not a curated record. Bases 1 to 1560 code for a protein of 519 amino acids. The transcript has 4 exons. Lineage: Eukaryota; Fungi; Ascomycota; Eurotiomycetes; Eurotiales; Aspergillaceae. Gene Ontology annotation, biological process: ergosterol biosynthetic process. Gene Ontology annotation, molecular function: monooxygenase activity; iron ion binding; oxidoreductase activity, acting on paired donors, with incorporation or reduction of molecular oxygen.